Molecule: messenger RNA, 5851 nt
Organism: Myripristis murdjan (pinecone soldierfish)
Lineage: Eukaryota; Metazoa; Chordata; Actinopteri; Holocentriformes; Holocentridae
Product: voltage-dependent calcium channel subunit alpha-2/delta-1
Cellular component (GO): L-type voltage-gated calcium channel complex
Molecular function (GO): voltage-gated calcium channel activity
Source: RefSeq, a predicted model, not a curated record
UCAGAGAGCGACACACCGCUACUCACGCUGCCUCGGCACACCGCUCUCAUUCAACGGUGGCGAGAAGGAGCAGUGCUGAGCGCAUUUGGUGUUGACGCGCGUCGGGGAAUCUCCCCCCUUUGACAAUGGAUACCUGCAGGGUACGAGCCUUGGUGGUUCUGGUCCUGUUAUGGCAGGACGGGUCUUGGGCAUCGCAGUUUCCGACACAGCUCAUGAUCAAAGAGUGGGUGGAUCAGAUGCAGAGGGAGCUGGUCAACCUGGCGGACACGGCCAGCGCUGGGAAGAGUCUCACGCAGAUUUUUCUGGAAAACCACCUGUACAGCGUGGAGCCAAAUGAUGCAGAGGAGCUGGUUGCCAGAGCAGCGAGGAACAUCGAACAGCUGCUGCGGAAGAGGUCUGCCGCCCUGAAGAAACUGGCCACAGCUGCUGAGAAGUUCCAGAUGGAGCAUCAGUGGAAAGACGAGUUUGAGGAUGACGACAUCGCCUACUACAACGCAAAGGACAAUCUGGAAGCAAAUGAGACAGAUGGGAAAAAGUACAGGAUCCGACCAGACUUUAAAGAGGACCCGUUAUUUAGACGGCUGACUGAUCACAACCACACAGCUGUCCACAUACCCACCGACAUCUAUGAUGGCUCCACCAUUGUGCUGAACGAGCUGAACUGGACAGAGGCGUUGGAGGAUGUGUUUAAGAAGAACAGAGAAGACGACCCCACCCUUCUCUGGCAGGUGUUCGGCAGUGCCACAGGGUUGGCUCGCUACUACCCAGCCUCACCGUGGAUGGAUCCUCGCAAGACCCCUGGUAAAAUUGACCUGUAUGACGUACGCAGGAGACCAUGGUACAUCCAGGGAGCUGCCUCACCCAAAGAUAUGCUAAUCCUCGUGGAUGCGAGUGGGAGUGUGUCUGGCCUGACUCUCAAACUGAUCAGGACCUCUGUCAGCGAGAUGCUGGAGACUCUGUCUGACGACGACUAUGUCAACGUCGUUUAUUUCAACACCAGGGUGAAAAAGACGGCGUGCUUCGACCAUCUGGUUCAAGCCAACGUGAGGAACAAGAAGCUUCUGAAGGAUGCUGUCCAGAACAUCACCGCCAAAGGAAUCACAAACUACACAAAAGGCUUUGAGUUUGCUUUUGAGCAGCUCUCUGUAACAAAUGUGAGUAGAGCCAACUGCAACAAGAUUAUCAUGCUGUUUACUGAUGGAGGAGAGGAGAGAGCUCAGGCCAUACUGGAGAAAUACAACGCUGACAAGAAGGUGAGAAUCUUCACUUUCUCUGUUGGACAGCACAACUAUGACAAAGGACCCAUCCAGUGGAUGGCUUGCUCCAACAAAGGUUACUUCUAUGAGAUUCCUUCCAUUGGAGCCAUAAGAAUAAAUACACAGGAGUACCUGGACGUUCUCGGAAGGCCCAUGGUUUUGGCAGACAAGCAGGCUAAACAAGUCCAGUGGACUAAUGUCUACCUCGAUGCUCUGGAACUGGGUCUGGUCAUCACUGGAACAUUGCCUGUCUUCAAUAAGACCGAGACGAGAGAUGACAAAAAUGGAGAGCACCAGAAUCAGCUGAUUCUUGGGGUAAUGGGGAUCGAUGUGUCUCUGAAUGAUAUCAAGAAGCUCACACCACGCUUCACAAUUGGCCCUAAUGGAUACUACUUUGCCAUUGAUCCCAAUGGUUAUGUGCUACUCCACCCCAAUCUCCAGCCAAAGAACCCUAAAUUCCAGGAACCUGUUACCCUAGACUUCCUGGAUGCUGAGCUGGAGAAUGACAUCAAAGUGGAGAUUAGAAGAAUGAUGAUAGAUGGUGAGACCGGUGAACGGACGAUUCAGACACUGGUGAAGACUCAGGAUGAGAGGUACAUAGAUAGAGGAGUCAGGACCUACACCUGGGCACCAGUCAAUGGAACAGAUUACAGCCUGGCCCUUGUUCUGCCAAAAUACAGUGAACACUUCAUUCAAGCUAAACUGUCGGAAAUCAAACAAGCUAUGUCUUCUCCUUGGGUACAAGAAGCCAUGGAAACUAUCCAGCUGGAGAAUUUUGAUGAGUUUGGCCACACCUUCAUCGCUCCCAGGGAGUACUGCAAAGAUCUGAAGUUAUCACAAAACAACACCGAGUUCCUCCUUGACUUCAACGAGUACAUUGACAGGAACACUCCAAAUGCAUGCAAUGUGUCCCUGGUGAAUAGGCUGAUCCUGGAUGCCUGGCUGACAGCUGAGCUGGUGAAACUUUGGAGGGAGCAGCCAGUGGAAGGGAUAGCGGCCAGGUUUGUAGCCACAGAUGGAGGGAUUACAAGAGUUUAUCCGAGAAGCGCUGGGGAAGAGUGGACUGAGAAUCCUGAGACAUACGAGUCCAGCUUCUACAAGAGGACCCUAGACAAUGAAAUUUAUAUUUUCACCGCUCCACAUUUCAAUAAGAGCAGGGAGCCUGGCUCUGAGCUAGGUAUCGUGGUAAGCAAGGCUGUGGAUCUCAGCAUCAAUGAAGUUAAGCUGAAACCAGCAGUGGUUGGAGUGAAACUCAACGUCACAUCCUGGAUGAACACCUUCAUCAAUGCAACAUUAAAACUGAAUUGUAAGGAGGAGAUCUGUGGGUGUCUGAGGAAUGAUAAGCAUGUUGACUGUGUGAUCCUCGAUGAUGGGGGUUUCCUUCUCAUGUCCAAUCAGGAUGAGUACAUUACCCAGAUAGGUCAGUUCUUUGGUGAGGUGGACCCCGUGGUGAUGACCAAUCUGGUCAACAGCUCUCUGUACUCCUUCAACAAGACCUAUGACUACCAGUCAGUCUGUGACCCUGAGAAAGACAGCAAGGCUGCAGCAGGACCGCGCUCUGUCUAUGUGCCUACCAUAGCAGACUUGUUGAGUAUUGGCUGGUGGGCCUCCAGCGCUGCCUGGUCGAUACUCCAGCAGCUCUUCUUCAGUCUCAUGUUCCCCAACCUUCUAGAGGCAGUGGACUCAGGGGAAGAAGAGAUACCAGAUACCAUGUUUAAGGAGAGCUGCAUCACAGAGCAGACUCAGUACUUCUUUGACAAUGAGGACACUUCCUAUGCAGGUUUAAUGGACUGUGGGAACUGCUCCAGGAUGUAUCGUGCUGAGAAGCUGCCCAACACCAACCUUGUGUUCCUGAUCGCUGAUGCCAAGGCGACAUGUUUGUCAUGUGACACCAGACCGCUGCGACAGGCUGAACAACCCUCUGAGGGACCAGAUCCAUGCGAGCUGGCUCAGAACCCCAGAUACAGGAAAGGACCGGAUGUGUGUUUUGACAACGAUGAAAACGAGGAUGAUUCUGACUGUGGAGGCGGGACCUGCUUAAGCCCCACCCUUUGCCCAAUGCUUGGACUCCAACUGCUGCUACUAUGGCUCAUCACAUCAUUGCAACACUCAUGACCUUUACAUACACCCACACUCACACACACACACACAUACUAAUCAUCAUCUCGUUUCACAACCACCGACCCAGAGAGCACACCACACUAUCAUCCUUUUCAGGAUGUAUGCAGAACAUUUGCUGCAAGACAGUUUUUUUUUUUUCUUUCCUGACAGACAACCACAUCAGCAACUCUUUCAAUGUCAUCACUGAUUUGUUAAUUCACUGCCAGUAUGUAAGAGGAGCUUUUCUCCCAUUCUCCAAUGCCAAAGGGUGCUCAUUCAUCUCUUCUUUGUCAGUUUCAAGGAUUGAAAAGCAUCUACUGGGCUCAACUGCACUCGAUUCCAUGGUAUAUUACUUUAUACUAUCCUAUGGUGCAAGAGUAAGAGCUAACCAAACCCUUUAAUUCUGCCUCAUCUGUUUUUCAGUGAUUUAUUUGCCCUUAGUCAAGGGGAAGAUGAAAAGUUGUCCCACUAUGCCAACUGAAUAUUAUUCAAAGACUGUAUGUUCACUGACAGCAAUGAUUUGUGUAGUUGUCGAUAUUGUUUGUUGCUUAUGAUAUAUGUUGCAUAUGAAACAGUAUGCUGUAUUCAUUGUUCAUAUAGGCAGUCGAUGCCCCUAUGGAAAAAAUCCAUUUUGUUUGAGUGUUUUUUAUGUAUCUACCUAUUUAUCUAUUUCAUUUUUGUACUCGAAAUCAACUAGCAUUUAGUGACUAGGUAGGUGUUGUAGUGUAGCAGCAUGUGCUCGGUACAGAGCUGAAGACAACACCGGUACUCUGACACCAAAGCUCUAGACAGUACCAAGGACCAUACAACUACACAUACCUACAGCAAAUAUUCUACAGGCUAGGCUGUAUCAUGAAAAUCCUUAGAUGUGGGUGUGCAUCAACAGGCCAGGCUCAGUAUUAGCCUUUAUUCAGAGACUAAUGGGUACCACUUUACAAUAAGGCCAGCCUUACAAAGGGUUUAUGAAUGGUUGAUAAUUAGUGUAGUAAUUUGGUUGUAAACACUUUAUAAUCAAGUUAUAACACAGUUUUAUACAUCAGUACAGGCUCACUAUUUGGCAAGAUCAAGUUACUGCUGCACUGCAUCUAUUUUGUUGUGUCUCAGCUCUUGCUAGUUGCAUAACUCACUUCAUCCUGUCCCUUUAUCAGCCAGCCAUCCUUGGUGUCUGCAUCAGUGUCUGAAAACUGUGCUAUAUCUUGUUUAUAAUUAUUUAUUAAUUCUUUAUAAAGUGUUUACAAUCUUAUUGUAAACCAUUAAUAAAUCCUUUAUAAGGAUAGCCUUACUGUAAAGUGGUACUAAAUAUUGCUAUAAUAGACUGGAUAUGGGAAACAUUGUCUGGCUCAUGUAUUUAAGGUGGUCUAAGUUACCUCACUGAGAAUUGUUGUGUUGAUUAAAGCAAGAAAGCACCAGUAUGAACUGAUGUAGAUCAGAACCUGUUAGAAUAGCACAACUCCAAACAUGUUUGUACUUGGUCUGACAGCUUUGGUUGUCCUUGAUUUGAUGCAUCAAAUUCCCAGUGCCUACGUAGCUUGAAUAGUCUGUCUGGUAUUUGAAUGAAACACCAGUGCAUCACAGUUGUACUCUCAUGUAUGCUUCUACAAUGGUGUUCGGUACAAUAGCAGAAAGAGUAGCCCUUACAGUAAUAUCUUAAGUUGUCAAAGCUGUGGGCCAAAAUAGCAGUUAAGCAAAUGUUUCUGCCCAGACAACAAUAGAGACAUUCAUCAAUUUUGAUUGCGGAACUGGAAUUUAAAACCUGGACCAGACGUGAGCUUGUGUCCCAACACUUCUCUUUAAUUAGUUGUCCUGCUUCUGUUCCCUUUCUGGAUCACCAGACUCAGGAGCCCAGAUGACUUGUGAAUGAGAUCAGCAUAUCAAAACGACUGUUUCUUUGUUUUAUUCUCCUCCUUUUGCUUGUUUCUUCCUGUGUUGCUCCAUAAGUGCUGUGAAGCAGGCACUGAAGGCUCAGUGUCGAAAUGCUGCAAUGUAUUGGGAUGAGCUUGUUUUGUGUUUGAACGCUGCCUAUGCCCCUGGUCAACAUCAGGACCUGCUGGAGAGGACUUUGAUACCAUUGCAACUUUGCAUAGCCUUAGCUUUCCCAUAGGUCAUACAGGUCACACAGUGCAUAACGCCACAGUUUGUCUUUUUUCAAAUGACAGGUCAGUCCUCUCCACCAUGUCCUCAUGGUGACCUGUUGGUGCUGAGUGUUCAGGUUAUGCCUGUCUAUCAGAGUUGUGUGUUAACUUGUGUUUUACCCCGAGGGUCCCGUGUCUAUGUGCAGGCAUGUGCGUGUCCCUCUGAUAUCUGAUUGUGCUUUAAUACAUGAAUUACUCUUUUGUGGAAUUUGACAAGCCUGAAUAAAUUUUGUAUACAUUUGUACACUAAUACUAUUUACUGUAUAAAAGAGAAAAAGAAAGAAGAGAAAUAAUGUUUAUAAUAUGGUGUUGAUUAUUGUGCAAAUAUAAUAUAUUCACAAUAAAAGUGUUGUAUUGUUAUGA